Messenger RNA from Phacochoerus africanus (Common warthog), 3608 nucleotides. RefSeq names its product wolframin ER transmembrane glycoprotein (gene WFS1). Gene Ontology annotation, cellular component: endoplasmic reticulum; endoplasmic reticulum membrane. Gene Ontology annotation, biological process: calcium ion homeostasis; endoplasmic reticulum unfolded protein response. Bases 159 to 2831 code for a protein of 890 amino acids. NCBI's taxonomy places the organism in Eukaryota, Metazoa, Chordata, Mammalia, Artiodactyla, Suidae. The record is from RefSeq and is a predicted model, not a curated record. Gene Ontology annotation, molecular function: protein binding. The transcript is spliced from 8 exons.
GGCCGCGCUCGCCAGUUUCCACUGUAACCAGCGCCGCCGGCUCGGUUUCGGCAGCCUCUCUUCGGCCCCGGUCCGUCCAGCUCCUCCGGAGCAACUUUGCGGGGAGCCCCGAGGCCCAAGGGCGUCGCGGCGCCGCGUGCGGCCCACUCGCGGGUCGGAUGGCCUCCCCGGCCCCUCCACCCAGCCCCUCGGGCCUUCAGCCUCCACCUCCAGCCCCGCCCCAGGCCCGCUCGCGGCUCAACGCCACCGCCUCGGUGGAGCAGGAGAAGAGCGAGGCGCCGCGGGCUGCCGGAUCCCAAGCUGGACCUGGACCUGGACCGGAUGUGAGGGAUGCUGCUGCCCCAGAUGCGCCCCGGGCCUCACGUGCCAGGAGCCAAGAAAGAGUGGACAGGACAGGGCCUGUGCGGGCAGAUGUGGGAAUCCCUUUUGAGGAGGUCCUGGAGAAGGCCAAGGCCGGGGACCCCAAGGCACAGACGGAGGUGGGGAAGCACUACCUGCAGCUUGCCGGCGACGGGGACGAGGAGGUCAACAACUGCACUGCCGUGGACUGGCUGACCCUCGCCGCCAAGCAGGGCCGGCGCGAGGCCGUCAAGCUUCUGCGCCGGUGCCUGGCAGACCGAAAAGGCAUCACCUCCGAGAACGAGCAGGAGGUGAAGCAGCUGUCCUCCGAGACCGACCUGGAGCGGGCCGUGCGCAAGGCGGCCCUCGUCAUGUACUGGAAGCUCAACCCCAAGAAGAAGAAGCAGGUGGCCGUGUCGGAGCUGCUGGAGAACGUCGGGCAGGUCAACGAGAACGAUGGAGGGGUGCAGCCUGGCCCCGUCCCCAGGUCCCUGCAGAAGCAGAGGCGGGUACUGGAGCGCUUGGUCAGCAGCGAGUCCAAGAGCCACAUCGCCCUGGAUGACUUCGUGGAGGUCACCAAGAAGUACGCCAAGGGCAUCAUCCCCACCGACCUGUUCCUGCAGGACGAUGACGACGACGAGCUGGCCGGCAAGAGCCCCGAGGACCUGCCCCUGCGCCUGAAGGUGGUCAAGUACCCCUUGCACGUGAUCAUAGAGCUGAAGGAGUACCUGAUCGACGUGGCGUCCCGGGCGGGCCUGCACUGGCUGUCCACCCUGGUGCCCACCCACCACGUCAACGCCCUGGUCGUCUUCUUCAUCAUCAGCAACCUCACCGUCGACUUCUUCGCCUCCGUCGUGCCCCUGGUGGUCUUCUACCUGGCCUUCGUCUCCAUGGUGAUCUGCACCCUCAAGGUCUUCCAGGACAGCAAGGCCUGGGACAGCUUCCGCGCGCUCACCAGCCUGCUCCUGCGCUUCGAGCCCAACCUGGACGUGGAGCAGGCCGAGGGCAACUUCAGCUGGAACCACCUGGAGCCCUACGUCCACUUCCUGCUGUCCGUCGUCUUCCUCAUCUUCUCCUUCCCCGUCGCCAGCAAGGACUGCAUCCCCUGCUCGGAGCUGGCCGUGGUGUCCGUCUUCUUCACGGUCACCAGCUACGUGAGCCUCAGCGCCUCGGCCGAGCCCUACACCCGGAGGGCCCUGGUGACCGAGGUGGCGGCCGGCCUGCUCUCCCUCCUGCCCACGCUGCCCGUGGACUGGCCCCUCCUGAAGCUCCUGGGCCAGACCUUCCUGGCGGUGCCCCUCGGCCCCCUCGUCGUCCUCAACGUCAGCCUCCCCUGCCUGCUCUACGUCCACCUGCUCUACGUCUUCUUCCGCCUGGCCCGGCUGCGGGACUUCAAGGGCACCUACUGCUACCUGGUCCCUUACCUGGUCUGCUUCAUGUGGUGCGAGCUCUCCGUGGUGCUCCUGCUCGAGUCCAGCGGCCUGGGGCUGGUGCGCGCGUCCGUCGGCUACGUGCUCUUCCUCUUCGCCCUGCCCGUGCUGGCGGCCGGCCUGGCGCUGAUGGGCGCGGUGCGGUUCGCCCGCUGGUUCGUGUCGCUGGAGCUCACCAAGAUCGCGGUCACCACCGCCAUCUGCAGCAUCCCGCUGCUGCUGCGCUGGGGGACCCGGGCCCGCUUCUCCGUGCUGGGCACGGUCCGCUCGCUGACGCGCAGCUCCGUGGUCAAGCUCAUCCUGGUGUGGCUCUCGGCCAUCGUGCUCUUCUGCUGGUUCUACGUGUACCGCUCGGAGGGCAUGAAGGUGUACAACUCCACGCUGACCUGGCCGCAGUACGGCUUCCUGUGCGGCCCGCGGGCCUGGAAGGCCACCAACAUGGCCCGCACCCAGAUCCUGUGCAGCCACCUGGAGGGCCACAGGGUCACGUGGACCGGCCGCUUCAAGUACGUCCGCGUGACCGAGAUUGACAACAGCGCCGAGGCGGCCAUCAACAUGCUCCCGUUCUUCGUCGGCGACUGGAUGCGCUGCCUCUACGGCGAGCCCUACCCGUCCUGCAGCCCCGGCAACGCGUCCACGGCCGAGGAGGAGCUCUGCCGCCUCAAGCUCCUGGCCAAGCACCCCUGCCACAUCAAGAAGUUCGACCGGUACAAGUUCGAGAUCACCGUGGGCAUGCCCUACAGCGGCGCCAACGGCUCCCGCAGCCCCGAGGAGGACGACGUCACCAAGGACAUCGUGCUGCGGGCCAGCAGCGAGUUCAAGGACGUGCUGCUGCACCUGCGCCAGGGCAGCGUCAUCGAGUUCAGCACCAUCCUCGAGGGCCGCCUGGGCAGCAAGUGGCCCGUCUUCGAGCUCAAGGCCAUCAGCUGCCUCAACUGCAUGGCGCAGCUCUCGCCGGCCCGGCGGCACGUCAAGCUGGAGCGGGACUGGCGCAGCACCGCGCACGCCGCCGUCAAGUUCGCCUUCGACUUCUUCUUCUUCCCCUUCCUGUCGGCGGCCUGAGGACGCCUCCCGCCGCCGCCGCCAGUGCACGUGGCUGCCAGGACGUCCCCCAUGUGGCCCCAGCCAGGCGAUGCAACACUAACCCCUGUGCGUGUGUGUGUGUGUGUGCCUGCACAUGUGUGCAAACGCAGGGCUUCGGAGACCCUUCGUCACCCGAGUCUGCGCACACCUCCGUGGAGGGCUGGCUGCUUUAGCUCUGUCCUCCCUGAAUGCCUAGUGAGGUUAGAAAUUGCAUGCGCAGCCUCCACCCGCAGUCCCACCUCUCCACAUGCAGCUGGAGCGCCAGGCCAGAGGGUUCCUGUGCCCAAAAAGCACUUUACUGAAGCUGUCCUCCCUCCCCCACUGCCUCCACGCACCCCCCGGCCCCUUAUUUACUUCUUUUGGGUUUGUUUUUUUCAAGAACUAGUAGUGCUGCUAUGUAAACUCAACCAUAGCAUUUCUUAUUUAUUUGGUUGCUGCUAAGCCUUGACAGCUGUUUGCUGAUCCUGGGGGCCUGCAGAGUGGCUCUGUCCCGUGACCCCCCCCCCCAAUUCUAAGAUUGAAGGCCAUGCCCGCAGAAGCCCUGAACCCUGUGUCCCACAGCCUGCCCACCUCAAGGCUCUCCCACCUGGUGGGUGGUGUGACUUUGUGAGGGUCUCACCUGAAUCCACUGGGAUUAGGAAUUAGCAGGAACCUGGGCAUCCCUGCCCAGUGCUCAGAAAAGUUUGGCCACGUUCAAUGCCAGAAAGCAGAAAGUCAAGGACCUGAAGCAGCUGAAAUAAAAACCUUUGAAGUCCA